Messenger RNA from Neohortaea acidophila, 1146 nucleotides. RefSeq lists its product as uncharacterized. The transcript has a single exon. The coding region runs from base 1 to 1146 and encodes 381 amino acids. The record is from RefSeq and is a predicted model, not a curated record. Gene Ontology annotation, molecular function: 3-beta-hydroxy-Delta5-steroid dehydrogenase (NAD+) activity. Gene Ontology annotation, biological process: steroid biosynthetic process. NCBI's taxonomy places the organism in Eukaryota, Fungi, Ascomycota, Dothideomycetes, Mycosphaerellales, Teratosphaeriaceae.
AUGGCCACGUUAGAAGGCAAGUCGCUGGGCCAUGUGCUGGUCACGGGAGGCUCGGGCUUCCUCGGCAACCACAUCGUCGCCCUGCUCGCAUCACGCAAGGCCUGCUCCAAACUGAGCGUGCUCGACCUCAAGCAGCCCCUCAAGCCUGUCAGCGGCGUCGACUACCACAUGGGCGACUUCACCGACUACGACGCCAUCCUCGCCCUCCUGCAAAAGCUCAAGCCCGACGCCGUCGUCCACACCGCCAGCCCCGUCCACAACAUCCCGAGCAAGAAAGUGCUGUACACGGUCAACGUGGAGGGAAGCAAGAACCUGAUCCGCGCGAGUCAAGAGGCGAAGGUCAAGGCGUUUGUCUUCACAUCCUCCGCCAGCGUCAUCCACGACCUCCGCUCGAACCUGAUCAUGGCCGAUGAGACAUACCCUCUCAUCAUGGGUAAGCAGCAACCCGUAUACUACACCGCCACCAAGGCUAUGGCCGAGCAACACGUCCUGGCGUCCAACCGCACUGCCGCGCAUCCCAAGUUCCUGACCGCCGCCAUCCGACCGAGUGCCAUGUUCGGCGAGGGUGAUGUGCAAUUACUUCCCGGGGCAAUAGGCGCAUACUACCGCGGCCAGACCAAAGUCCAACUCGGGCCCAACGAUAAUUUGUUCGACUUUACGGAAAUCACCAACGUCGCCCAUGCCCACCACCUCUGCCUUGCUGCGUUACUGGCUACACGGGAGCGAGAAGACGGGGGCGGUGCGAUGCCAUUGGAUCACGAGAAAGUGGAUGGGGAAGCCUUUUUCAUCACCAACGACUGCCCGGUGUACUUCUGGGACUUUAUGCGCUCGGUGUGGGCGACGGCGGGGGAUAAGACGGAUAUCAACAAGGUGUGGUGGCUGUCAACGGACCUGGGCUUGUUCAUUGCCACGUUGAUGGAGUGGAUCUUUUGGAUCUUGCGCCUCGGCACGCCCAAGCUCACACGGCAGCAGGUGCAGUAUUCCACCAUUGCCAGAUACUUCAACAUUGAGAAGGCGAAGACGAGGCUGGGCUAUGAGCCAAUCUGCGGCAUGGACGAGGGCAUUCGGAGAGGCGUGAAGGAUGCUCUGUACCGUGGAGUCGUACCUGGACAGCCGAUGGAGCUGAAGGGGAAGAAGUGGGAGUGA